Maylandia zebra (zebra mbuna) is the source of this 3955-nucleotide messenger RNA. RefSeq names its product integrin alpha-5. Lineage: Eukaryota; Metazoa; Chordata; Actinopteri; Cichliformes; Cichlidae. Gene Ontology annotation, cellular component: external side of plasma membrane; integrin complex. The record is from RefSeq and is a predicted model, not a curated record. Gene Ontology annotation, molecular function: integrin binding. Gene Ontology annotation, biological process: integrin-mediated signaling pathway; angiogenesis; cell-matrix adhesion.
UCUACACCGGACCUGUUGCAUCUGAAGGAGAGGAUAUUCAGGACACCAGUUUAUGAUUACGACUCCAAAGGCGUCCCGCGGAAGGAACAGCACGCAUGAUGCGUUUGCGGCGCUGCGGCUGUUCAAUGAAAGAAGAGACGCGCAGCACAAGAGAUGGGUACCGUUCCUGGACUUUCACCUACCCGGUCUUGGGGAAAAUGUUGUGAGUGCGCCGUGCUGGCUCUACCUGUAGUGGUGCUUUGGUUUCAGCUUGGCGCCGCUUUUAACUUGGACACGGAGAACCGCGUCGUCUUCACUGGACCCCCGGGGAGUUACUUCGGCUAUUCUGUGGAAUUUUUCAAGAACUCAUCCAGCAUCAACAUUUUGAUCGGUGCCCCGAAAGCCAACACCAGCCAGCCCAACGUCACUGAAGGAGGAGCUGUGUACAUGUGCCCGUGGAGCCAAAAUAACUGCACCAUUAUCAGCUUUGACAAGCAAGGUGACCGGUAUUUUUAUAUAAAUGACGUGAACACUCAGGUUGAGUUCAAGUCUCAUCAGUGGUUCGGAGCUACUGUGCGUGCCCAUGGUAGCAGCGUCCUGGCUUGUGCUCCCAGAUACUACUGGAGGACUGAACACGACAUACCCUUCUCCGAUGUUACAGGAACCUGCUACCUCGCUGUAGACAACCUCAAAAGAUUUGUGGAGUUUGCACCAUGCCGAACAGAAAGACAUGGACCUGCUGGACAGGGCUAUUGUCAGGGGGGAUUCAGUGCUGACUUCACCAAGGAUGGGAGGGUUGUGCUUGGAGGACCAGGCAGCUUUUACUGGCAAGGUCAGCUGAUCUCUGCCACUACAGAGGAGAUUGUUAAGGCCUACUAUCCUGCCUACUUUCUGCUGUCGGUCGCCGGGCAGAUUCAAACCCGACAGGUGCAGGGAAGCUAUGAUGACAGUUACCUGGGUUACUCUGUGGCUAGUGGCGAGUUCAGCGGGGAUGGUGAGGAAGAUUUUGUCACAGGAGUUCCAAAAGGACUCAUGCUGUAUGGUUUAGUGUCCAUAUUAAAUGGAAGUGAUCUGAAAUCUCUGCUAAACCUGACAGGGGAGCAGAUGGGGUCCUACUUUGGCUACGCAGUGGCAACCACUGACAUCAACAGCGACGGUCUGGAUGACCUGGUGGUGGGAGCGCCGCUGUUCAUGCAUCGGGGGUCUAACGGGCGUCUGGAGGAGUUGGGAAAAGUGUAUGUGUAUCUACAGAGGGGUCCUCUGGAGCUGGAACCAAGUCAGUCUCACCUCCUGGGUCUUCAGGCCUUCAGCCGGUUUGGCACCUCUCUGGCCCCGUUGGGUGACCUCAACCAAGAUGGUUUCAAUGACGUGGCUAUCGGCUGUCCGUACGGAGGAGAUGACCAGCAGGGGUCGGUUUUCAUCUACAACGGUCAUGUUGGAGGACUGAAGGACACCCCCACUCAGAUGCUCUCGGGCCAGUGGGCUUUCAGCUCUUUCCCGGCCAGUUUUGGCUUUACUGUGCGAGGCAACAGAGAUCUAGAUCAAAACGGGUACCCAGACCUGAUUGUCGGUGCUUUUGGGGUAGAUAAAGCUGUCCUCUACAGAGCUCGGCCAAUAGUGAACGCCAGCGCGUCUCUCACAGUACAGCCGACCAUGUUCAACCAGGAGGAGAAGCACUGCAUGCUGACCACAGGGAAUAAAAGUCUUUCUGUGUCUUGCGUCAGCAUCACUUUCUGCCUGCUGGCUAAUGGGAAGCACCUCCCCUCUCAUCUAGGCUUCGUGGCAGAGGUGCAGUUGGACAGUGGGAAGCAGAAGCAGAAGGAGUCUAUCAGGAGGACUCUGUUCCUGGACAGCCAGCAGCCCAGCCUAGUGAAGACCUUUAACCUCACCAACAGAAAGCCCCUGUGUCACAACAGCAAUAUCUAUCUGCGGCCUGAGGAAGAAUUUCGGGAUAAACUGUCCCCCAUUUACAUCAGCCUUAAUUUCAGUUUGGAUCCACAGGCCCCGCUAGACCAACAUGGCCUCAGACCUAUCCUCAAUUACGAGACAGAACAGCUCAUAAAGCAGAAGGCCCAGAUUCAGCUCGAUUGUGGAGAUGACAACAUCUGUGUCCCAGAUCUAAAGCUGGCUGUUUAUGGUGACAAGACAGAGGUUUACUUGGGAGGCGAAAACUCCGUGAGCCUGACCUUCAAUGCCAGGAACGAGGGAGAGGGAGGUGCGUACGAGGCUGAGCUCUAUGUGGCGCUUCCCCCAGAGGCUGACUACAGCGGGAUAGCACGCAACAACGUGAGCUUGACUCAGCUGACCUGCAGCUACGAGGCAGAAAACCAGACCCGCUAUCUCGUGUGUGAUCUGGGAAACCCCAUGAAGUCUGGUACCAGUCUGUGGGCCGGUCUUCGCUUCACCAUCCCCAGACUCAGUGAUACUUACAAUACUGUUCAGUUUGAGCUCCAGAUACGAAGUAAAAAUGCAAAUAACUCUGAGAGCGAAGUGGUGUUUUAUGAGCUGAAGGUCUCUGCCAUGGCUGACAUCAUUCUCCAGGGUGUUUCUCGGCCAGACAAAGUCAUCUUUCCUCCUCCCAACUGGACUGUGCGACAGGGUCUGGGGGAGGAGCAGGAGAUCGGCCCUGAGCUUCAGCAGGUCUUCGAGUUGGUGAAUAACGGUCCCAGUGUGGUGAGCCAGACAUCUUUAGUGGUGAAAUGUCCCCUGAAGGCUCAUGGUCACUGGCUGCUCUACCCUCUGGAGGUGGUCACUGAGGGUCCUCUCAGCUGCUUCUCCAAAACAACCUUAAAUGCACUGAAACUUAAGCUUCAGCCUGGGGCAGUAGAGGGUCCAGCAUCACUGAAGUCCAAUGUUGAGCACCGCAUCCAGAAGAGGGACGUGCACAGAGAUCCUCUGGCUGAACAAGGAAACCUGACAUGCAGUACAGUGGAGUGCUGGCAGCUGCAGUGUAAUGUGGGGCUGCUGCAGAGAGGACGAAGUGUCAUCCUGACUGUACGCUCAAGAGUCUGGGCUGAAACGUUCAUGGAGCGAGCCUAUAAGCAGUACACGCUGGAGUGCUCCGUUCACUUCAGCGUGGACAGGAUGCCGUAUUCUGUUUCUCCCACAUUAAAGCCAUCAGGAUCCAAAAAGGUGGCGACUGCUGUGAUGUGGAAUAAACCCAACAGUCAGUACUCGGUUCCUGUGUGGAUCAUCAUCCUGGCUGUUCUAGCUGGGUUGCUGUUGCUGGCCUUGCUCAUAUACUUACUUUACAAGAUGGGCUUCUUUAAAAGAUCAGACCCAUACGGUACGACCAUGGAAAAGGCCAAACUCAAACCCCAGGCGUCCUCUGAAGCUUAGAUCUGAACGGAGCCUCCACCUGCAGCUGUUCCAAAGAACUGGAAGUAUUGUCGCAUUCCCAAAAAAAUAACGGAAAUUCCUAAUUAUAAGCAGGCCACCCAUUCAUGAAGGGACAGUUAUGGGUGCUGUAUCACUGGAAGAUAAAAAUGUCUGGUGCUGCACUAAAACAUUACAGGGGUCACGCAGUUGGAUAUGCACUGCUGUUUGUUGGACAUUCCUCUGUGCAGUCAGAGACUUUUCUAGAAGCUCAUCCUGUCAUAUUAUACUCCUGCAUUGACAAUAAAGAAACAAAUGGACAUCCAACAAAAGGCACCAAAACGUCGGUAGUUCAUGAAUGCAAAAAAAGUGUGAUUCAAGCCAUGUUUGUAAGCUUGGUGUUGAUGAUUUUGAAAAUUCCUGCUUAUGAAUGAUGCCUAAACCACUUGUUAUUUAUGGCACAAUGAUUUCCUAUUGAUUGUUGAAUGUUGUACUGUACUGUCCACAGGAAGAAAAAAAUCAAAAAAGCAACGUGCCAAAUCUGCAAUGUUUAACUUGAAUUUUUCUCUCCCAUAUUGGGAGGUACUUUGUGUAUGAUGUAAUGUAUUCAUUGUGUUAUAUUGAUGUUGUGGCACAGAAUAAAGCCUAAUUUUGUAUACCC